AAUGCGAAUCUAUAUUUUAACCUAUCCUUAAAAUGCAUUGAAAUAUACAUAAAUAUGAUAAACAUAAAUAUGUGUGUAUCUAUAUGAAAUGUGUUUAUACUAUAUAUAUAUAUAUACGUAUAACCACAAAUCAUAUUAUCAAAAUGUGAUUGGAAUAAAAAUUUUAUAUGUACCAAUAUGAAUCAGAUGUUAGUACAUGUACGCGGUGUAGAUUUUAAGAAACGCGAUAGAAAGCAGACAUAUAUGUAUAAAAGACAAUAUUUUGUUUAAAAUUUAAUAUAAUUAAAAAGAUUAUAUUUAUCAAUAAAUAAAAUAUUAUAUUCUGUUUGAAAUUAAAAAUACUUAUGAUGAACAAAGAAUGUCCGAGUUGUAGACAAAUAACAAAUACAUCACGUACAAGACUUGUAAAAGAUAAUUGUGGGCACAUUAAAUGUCGCAUGUGUUUAAUAUAUGAAGAACAAGGUUGCAAAAUUUGUAUAAAUGAGCAUUGUGUACAAAAUAUCGGGAAUUAUGAUUGCCCUCCUGAGAAAAAAAUACUAAAUGAUAUUUCUGCUUCUGAUAAAGGUAAUGCAUGUAAUGACAUAUUACCUUUAGAAUUAGUUAUUAAUAAAGAUUCUAAACUUAAGACAAAUAACAUUGAAUUAAUUUCUGUUGAUUAUAUAAAUAACUAUGAAUUAUACUCUGAAGAUGUAUUUAAUGAAACAAAGGAACAUAAAUCUUCUACAACAGAAAUUAAAAAUGACGAUAUGUCAAACAAAUAUAUUUCAAACGUGGAAUCUAAUAAUAUACUUUUAAAUAUAUAUCCACGUUUAAGUAAUAAUGUAGUAGUAAAAUCACCUAGCAAUAAAACAUCAGAAAUUUGCAAUAGGGAGAUUAAAACAGAGUAUCCAACAAAAGACAAGCUAAAAAAUAAGCCAAUAAAAUGUCAUGAUCGUAAUCACAUUAUUGUGAUACCAGGAACACCAGAGAAAUAUAAAUGCAAUAUAUGCAGCAAAAUUUUUCGAAAUAAGAAAGGAAAAUGUUAUCACGAUGCUUGUAUAACAGGUGUUAAACCAUAUCAAUGUUCUUUUUGCGACAGAAGUUUCAUCAAAAGGUCUCAUUUUGAAUACCAUGAAAGAAUUCACAGAGGAUACAAGCCAUAUAAAUGUAAUCUUUGUGACAAAGCAUUUCCUCAGCAAAAUAAGCUUAAUAGACACAUGUACUCACAUGGAGAAAAACAAUUUACAUGUCCUAAAUGUGACAAAAGAUAUUCCAAACAAGAUGACUUAAAAAAUCACUUAGAUAUGCAUAAUGAAACAACCACAUAUUCGUGCACAGCAUGUGAAAAGACUUUUAAAAUGUUAACUAAUUUAAAACGCCAUCUAAAAACGCAUACUAAUGAAAGACCAUAUGUAUGUGACCAAUGCAAUAAGAGCUUUAAAGAUAAAUCUUUAUUAAUUCGUCAUAAAAAGACACAUGGAAAGGAUAGGCCAUUUUCAUGUGCACAUUGUAGUAGAGUAUUUUUAUCCAAAAGUGAAUUAAGGCGUCAUUUGACAGUUCAUUCAGAUGAAAAACCAUUUUCUUGCAAAUACUGCGAAACUGUAUUUAGGAGAAAAGAUAAUUUACAUAGGCAUAUUAGACAUCAUCAUCCAGAAAGUCCAUCAUUUAAUAAUGAUAAAGUACAGAAUACGGUUUCUGAAACGAAAUUAAUGAAACAUAGACAGAUAAAUUCUAAACAAAAGCAAACGACAAAGAAAACACAAAAAGUUGUUUCUAAUUUAUUACUAAAAACUCCAACUAAAGUAUCAGUAGUUUGUAUAAGUUCGUGUGACCAAAUCAGUUCUAGAUUAGAUUCAAUGGGUAAUAUCACACCUGUUAUAAGAACUACCAAUGAAGUGAGUAAUGCAGUUUCUGUUAUCAAUGGACCAAUUAAUAUUAAAAAUCUAGAUGAUAAGUCUGAUACCAAAAGAAAGACAUUUACAUAUACAGAACCAAUACCUCUCGCUGAAGCAGUGGUAAUAAAUAAACGUAUUGAGGAAAAGUUAUAUCCACAAAACGCAUCGAGUCAUAAUUACUUUCUCAGAAACUGUUUGAAUUGUACAGAUUAAUCAUAUUCUAGCCUUGCAAAUCAAACAUCUCGCACAAAUUCUAAUCAAUAAU
Frieseomelitta varia is the source of this 2139-nucleotide messenger RNA. Its product is annotated as zinc finger protein 320-like. The transcript is spliced from 6 exons. NCBI's taxonomy places the organism in Eukaryota, Metazoa, Arthropoda, Insecta, Hymenoptera, Apidae. The record is from RefSeq and is a predicted model, not a curated record. The coding region runs from base 345 to 2087 and encodes 580 amino acids.